AUGCGUGGAAUGGAAGGAAAGAUCAUGGCACUUCUCUUGCUCCGAAAGACGUCUCACCGGACCCAUCUCUUUCGCCCAACUGAGAAAAUCACGGAGAUAAUCCCCCGACGCCGCUCACUGGUCGCAGCACCUGCGGGUGCAGCCCACCCCUCGCACCCCUGUUCCCGCAGCCGCCGUGCGCGCGGGGGGCUGCUGGCAGCCGCACCCCCCUUGCCCGCCCCCGGCCCCCCGGGGCAGGCGGUGGCUGGGGGGCCGCGCACCCUCCGCACUUCCAGUCCGCCCUCCCUCCCCGCCCCGUCCCGCCACCGUCCCCGUCCCCCCCCCGACUCUCUCCCCUCGCCGCUGGCACCAGCGACACCUCCGACCGCCCCGCUCCUCCCGGCCCCCGCCUCCGAGCAGGCUUUGUGUAAGCGGCACCCGCCACCUGGGCCGGGUGCGGCGGCACCGGUGUUGGCGGUAUCGGUCUCGGUGGCAGCGCGUCCCCGCACGAUGCCACUCCGCGGACGCCCCGCCGUGCUCCUGCCCCUUUGUCUGCUCUGCCUCCAGGCUGCGCUACCGCUCCGCGGCCACCGCGGCCGAUACGCCGGUGAUAAAGUUAUACGAGUUGUUCCUGAGAGCAAGAGGGAAACGCAGAUCCUGAGAGCUGCAUUUAGCAGGCUUAAGGUGGACUUGUGGCAGCCCAGCAGCCCCUUCCACAUCGUCGAAGGUACGGUCACCGAUGUGCGAGUACCUCAGAACACAUCCCGAAGUCUACUGCCCUACCUCCAGCAAGCAAACAUCCAGUACACGAUUCUCAUAUCAGACUUACAAGAAGCAGUAGAAAACCAAACUGGACUGAGGUCAUACAGGAAUCGAAGGUCCCUCUCUGAGCAUAAUUAUGAAGUGUAUCACUCCCUGGAAGAAAUCCAGGAUUGGAUGUAUCACCUGAAUAAAACUCAUUCAGACCUUGUUCACAUGUUCUCUGUUGGAAAAUCCUAUGAAGGGAGACCACUGUUUGUACUCAAGUUAGGUAAAAGAUCACGGCCCUACAAGAAAGCUGUCUGGAUAGACUGUGGGAUUCAUGCAAGAGAGUGGAUUGGCCCUGCCUUUUGCCAGUGGUUUGUGAAAGAAGCUCUUCAGACAUACCAGACUGAUCCUGCCAUGAGAAAGAUGCUAACUCAGCUGUAUUUCUACAUCAUGCCUGUGUUUAAUGUGGAUGGAUAUCAUUUUAGCUGGACAAAUGAUCGAUUUUGGAGAAAAACAAGAUCAAAGAACACCAGGUUUCGGUGUCAUGGUGUUGAUGCUAAUCGCAACUGGAAAGUGAAAUGGUGUGAUGAAGGUGCUUCAUUUCACCCAUGUGAUGACACCUACUGUGGUCCCUUUCCUGAGUCUGAGCCUGAAGUAAAGGCUGUUGCUCAUUUUCUCCGCAAACAUCGGAAACAAAUAAAAGCCUAUUUGUCCUUCCAUGCUUACGCACAGAUGCUGCUGUACCCUUACUCUUACAAAUAUGCAACUAUUCCAAACUUCAGCUGUGUGGAAUCAGCCGCCUAUAAUGCUGUUAACGCUCUUCAGUCAGCCUAUGGUAUAAGAUACAGAUAUGGUCCUGCAUCUAGCACUUUGUAUGUGAGUUCGGGUAGCUCUAUGGACUGGGCCUACAAAAAUGGCAUCCCCUAUGCGUUUGCAUUUGAGCUGCGUGACACUGGCCAUUUUGGAUUCUUACUUCCUGAGACGCUGAUCAAACCAACCUGCACAGAGACCAUGCUUGCAGUUAAAAAUAUUACUCUUCAUCUGCUGAAGAAGUGUCAUUGAGAGCUACUUCUAGGAGCUGGGAGUUAGCAUUUCACUCCCAGUGCUGAUGCCUUCUAGUGUGGUCAGUUGCCAUUCUAAGCUUGGCCACUUCAAAAUUAUAGAUGCUAAUGGAAAGUAUGGUGGUGUUUCUACCAGAUCUACUUGGUGGGAAAUGGAAAAAUCAUUUAAUAUCUUUUCUACAAAAGUCCAUAAAGUUGAUAUACUUAGUUACAGUUUGGUGUAAAAUAGUCUGUUCUUUUUGCAAUAAAGCUUUCACGCUGCAACUUCAGUGAAGCAGGUCCACAUACAGAUGCCUGAAAUAAAACUCCACUUCCAGACAGUCCCUGGACUUAGUCCUUUCCCUAACAGGAAGACUUCCCUUAGUAGGGUCUUUUGAACCAAGGAAUAAAGUUUACAUUCAUGUAUAUGUACUCUGUCACA
Molecule: messenger RNA, 2208 nt
Organism: Strigops habroptila (Kakapo)
Lineage: Eukaryota; Metazoa; Chordata; Aves; Psittaciformes; Psittacidae
Gene: CPA6
Product: carboxypeptidase A6
Exons: 12
Coding region: 1-1788 (595 amino acids)
Biological process (GO): proteolysis
Molecular function (GO): zinc ion binding; metallocarboxypeptidase activity
Source: RefSeq, a predicted model, not a curated record